AAAACUCAAAUCAAUGAACCUCCCAAUGAACAAAACCCGAUCCCUAAUUCCCUUAACCUAAUUUCUCAAUCUCGCGUGCGAAGAAGAGUACCAGGACUGAUCCUCGAACACCAUCUCAGGGCAAGGAGAGAUUGCAGACUUAUGAGGGAGACAGAGAGCAGCAGCAGAAGCGAAUGGCAGGAAAGGAGGAAUUCGUAGAAGCAGACAAUGCAGAGGCCAUAAUCACCAGAAUUGAACACAAAUCUCGCAAGAUCGAAAGCUUACUUAAACAGUUCAAACCCGUCGAAGCUCUCAAAACGGCUCUUGAAGGCUCGCCUCCCAAGACCCGAGACGAGCGAUGCAAGUCUGCAAAUUGGAUAGUCGUACAUAGAGCGAUCAUGGCGAUAAGAGAUGUGGAAGGGAUGUUCUCUUCUUUGGAUCCUGAGUACUAUGAUAUUCUCAUGAAGUACUUGUAUAGGGGUUUGUCAACUGGAGAUCGUCCCACAUGCGACCAAUGCCUACGAAUACAUGAAAAGCUGACAGAGAAAGCUGGCCUGGGUUGCAUAUUGCGUGCCCUUGCAGAUACUGUGAAUACUGUUUGACACUCACGGCCCCUAGUCUGAAGUUUUUGGUUAUGAAAAUUGUCAUUUGCUUUGAUUAUGUUGAAUAUAUCGUAUUCCUAAGGGAUAGUUUAUAGUUCGGUCUUGUACUCAUUCAUGUAUCGGACAAAAUUGAAAUCUACUGGGGAACUCAACUUCCAAGAAACAAGUUGUCUAGAAGCUUUUCAGUGUUUUAUUCAAAAGACUUCUCCAUUUCUCAAAUCAGAGGGUAAUAAACUGAUGCUGCAGAAAUAUUUUGUUCA
Jatropha curcas is the source of this 841-nucleotide messenger RNA. Lineage: Eukaryota; Viridiplantae; Streptophyta; Magnoliopsida; Malpighiales; Euphorbiaceae. The record is from RefSeq and is a predicted model, not a curated record.